Molecule: messenger RNA, 3589 nt
Organism: Andrographis paniculata
Lineage: Eukaryota; Viridiplantae; Streptophyta; Magnoliopsida; Lamiales; Acanthaceae
Exons: 7
Coding region: 485-2848 (787 amino acids)
Source: RefSeq, a predicted model, not a curated record
CCCAGGCCAUCGACUCGUCAUCUUCUCCGCACUUCGUAUCUCUUUUUUCGACGUCUCCUUCUUUUACGGCUUCGCGGGUCUUUGUAAAUUCAAAUUUGCCUCAAUUUCGAAUUGUUAGUUGUUAUCAAUUUCAAAUUAUUGCUGAAAGCUGAAUGGAUUUGCUUUGGCACUUACUCAGAUAGGAUCGACGACGCCUCGGUCGGAAACGUCGACGCCUCGCCGACGACUCAGGAACUGCACUUCGCUGACAGGCGGGAGAAGAGGCUUGAUGCGCUUUUGCGCCGGCCGACGUACUGGUCUUCAAGGAUAAUGUGGGCACUUCUGUUGAUAGUGUGGCCUAAAGUAGGGAUAGCGUGAUUUUUGUUCAGAUUCCUUUUCUCUUGUCGGACGCCGCCGGUCUCGUUGUUGAGCGGGAAUGAAUUUUUAGCACAAUAGCUACAUAACACCAAAACGAGACCAGAACCAGACAAACCCUAAUUUCGUUAUGGUUUCUUCGAAUGUCUCCGGCAGUAGGCGUUAUGGUCGAAAAAAGAAGACAAACGGCGCUCAGACGACAAGCUUGAAUGAAGAUUUUUCCGGCAAGUCAGGCUGCUGCUUGAAUGCCCUUUUAUCCGUGAUUUUAUCUCCUGUGGGAAUGAAAGCACCGGUAUUGAAGGAUUUGUAUGAACUCCUCCUUCGUUUAUCUUAUGAUUCGCAGUGGGUUGUCAAGAAUGCUGCAGGGUCACAUGAUUUUGAACUCAGCAUUUGUAAUGGUGGGAUAACAGCAAGUUUUCAAAGUAUAUUGGAACUCUCAAAUGUACUAUUUAAAGAGCUGGAUGAAAGGUUUGAGCAAUUCUUGAAAUAUUAUAGCAUUUCUGUUAGCAAGGAUUGGGAAAGGACUUCUUACUCGGGCAUAUUCGAUUCUUUUGAAGUAACAGUUUUGUUAUUCAGAAAUUGUAUGUUGCUCUUGAGUUUGCUUGAACCCCAACAAAAUCUCAUCUUGGAAAAGGGGGAAAUCCUCUUUAGGAUUCUUCGAAAGUUGAAUAUGCCAAAGGUGCCUCAGAACACAGGGAAGCAUAGAUUCUCCUAUGAGAAGUCAGUUUUUCGUGAAUGUUCACCUGGAAAUAAUGGUUGCUCUACAUCCUGUGCUGAGGAUUUCACAGCCUCUUUACAGUUUUUGGAGCCGCACAACCCUCUCCAUUCUGUCUUGACCACAAUGCUCGAGGUAUCUGUGGAUGAAUUGCUAUCGAAUGGGAAAUUAAGAGGGUGCUUUAAGGUUUUAAAUUCUAUUGCUUCUGGGGAUAAAAUUCUGUUCAAUCCUAGCUCUAAUCAAGAAGAUAUAGCUAUUGUGAUGGAAGCAAUAUGCAGCCAUUUUAUUCUAUCAAUGUCAGAUAUGCAAGUAUUUGGUGAUUUUUUCAAUCAACUGUUUUGUGCACCUUCCAAAAGACUUAGAUAUCCAACCAGAGAGCCGGCAUUAGGUGUUGCUGCUGCUGUAUCAGUAUUCCUCAGUCCUGUAAUGGAUUCAGCCCCUAAAUACAUGCAAGCUCACUUGUAUUCGCUUGUUUCUGAAGCUAUUGAUAUCAAGAUUUUGAAGCCCGAUCGAAAACACAUCAACUACUUCUUGUCAGCAUUUGAGAAGUCUGUCACUAUGUACAUGAAGCAUAUGACUUGCUUACGAACAGAUGUCUCUUCUACUGUUUUCAAGGACCUCACGUCCAAUUUUUCACAUGGUAUUGCUCAUCUACCAUUUGAAUCGUACAUAUUACCAGAGACAAAACAUAAAGUUGACAGUCUAGUCGCCAAUUUAGACAACUAUUCAGAUACGACUAUAAAUGAUUGUUGUUUCAGAAUGAAAUCUGAUUUGGUGAGUUCAUCCAUGAGAUUUGUGAAGGAAUUCCAAGAUGAUUAUUCCAUGCCAUGCAAAGAUGAGAUUUUGAUCAUCUUAAGUUGCCUGGUUCUUAAAACUUCUGAAUGCUUUGAUGAAAAUGCAGUACACCAGAUCAAGGGUACAAGUUUGCAGCAGUUGUAUCUUCUUGCUUCUGUAUUGAGAUUAAUGAGCAUCUCACUAAUACAAUCCAUUUGGUGUUUUAGACAUAAAGAUGAGUCGGGCAGCAUGAAAACGUUGAAAGACUUUUCAUCAUGCAAGGAGUAUGACUUCCUUUUGGGUGUAAUCUCAUGUUUCAGAAAUUUGGACGUCAGUUUUCCAUUGCAAAAGGAUUUAUUCAGUGCAAUGUCAAACCAUUCAAGGCAACAUAUGGAUUCCAAAAUGAUGUUUUUGCAUUUUUCAGGCUUGAUGUUUAUAAGUUUUGUAAGUGGUCUUGAUUGUCUAGUGAAGGCCUCUUUGUUGGCAAAUCUUGCACUACUAAAUUUAUUUGUUUUUGAGGAGGGCAACGUAGAUGUACUACAAUCAUUUGUAGAUUCCAACAAAGAAUCUUUUUCAUCCAGAUUAUCAGGUGUAAGACUCCAAGAGACAGUAGCAGACCAAAGUGUCAGCCUUGUGGUUGCUUCAAAGUUUCAGAAGAUACGAAAUCUAUAUUCAGGCUCAUUGGAAAACAAUAGUAAUGAAAAGGAAUGCCCUAGCUCACAAAAUUUCACAAGCACAACAUCCACAGAGGCUGUUGCAGGCUUGGAAGAAGAAACCGAGGAGACGACCAAUGGGGAGAUAUUCUUGAGGUGCAUGUUACAGACAGAUGGUGUCUCUGAUUUUGAUGAUUUGGCUAGCUUUGUUGAAUGCAAACAAGGUAAAGAUUAUUCAGCUUGGUUAAAGAACCGACAAAGAUACCGAAGGUGGAAAUCAGAGAAAAUGGCUGUUUUAAAGUGGAAAAAGAAGAAAAAGACAUGGAAAAUCUUAAAAGCAAAUAGAGAUUGAUGUGCCAUCAUUUAUCGAUAACCUUAAUGCAUUCACAUGGAAUCAAUCUGCAUUGCAGAUGGAAGUUGAUCCUUUCAGGGAUUCUUCUCUGAGGGAUUUGAGAGCUAAAUUCUGUGGAGCUUUCGAAGAGUUACUGGUGGUACUAAUACCUUGGUCAAGCAUGACCAGGGACCUGAAAGCAAUCACCAGAGUAAGAAAGACACCAGCGAAAACUCCAAACCACAGUUUUAAAGUGGAGUUCUGCAUACCAACUGCAUUGGCUGCUUGGAUAGAACAAAUGCUACUCAACAUGCUUAUGGUUUAGCAGCUCUAAAUUGCCAACUUCAUCCAUUGUGUUUGACGGACAAUCGAAAAGUGGAUGCUGACAGCAGGAUUGUUUCUGCCUUUUAUGGAUAUACACCAGAGCAUGGGUGAUGCCUUGGCACAGCAGCAUGGGGGUUUCAGCAACACACAAUACUGUGUUCCCAGAGACAAGGGAAAUGGGAGCUACAACACAGUCUAGGGAAGUUUUGAACUCUAUAAAGAUAUAUUACAGCAAUGCUUAUGCAGACGGUGAAAACUGAAAAACAAGAUGUAAUAAGUUUGUGAGUUUUAAUUUUCUUAUAUACACAAAGCUCUUUCACCUAGUUUUUCUAUUUAAGGUUUUUGUUGCAUAUGAAAAAGUACUUUCCGAUUAUGUUUAGUAUAGCUACUGUUUUAUAACUUCAACAAUCUAUAAGGGAAGAAUGAGAUACCAAUAAA